Molecule: messenger RNA, 2177 nt
Organism: Trichoplusia ni (cabbage looper)
Lineage: Eukaryota; Metazoa; Arthropoda; Insecta; Lepidoptera; Noctuidae
Product: zinc finger protein 2-like
Exons: 10
Coding region: 323-2083 (586 amino acids)
Biological process (GO): regulation of transcription by RNA polymerase II
Cellular component (GO): nucleus
Molecular function (GO): RNA polymerase II cis-regulatory region sequence-specific DNA binding; DNA-binding transcription activator activity, RNA polymerase II-specific
Source: RefSeq, a predicted model, not a curated record
UUGGUCUUUGCCUAUUUUUGUAGUAAAGAGCGAGAGAGCUUUACUCAGUCAUUUACAUGAUUUAGGAUGACGUUUCAGUAAAUCUUAAUGAAACCAUCAGUAUUUCAUAUAAAAAAAUACACUACCAGUACCAUAAGUUUGUUUAAUACGAAGAAAAAAAUAAUUUGUUCGUACCGUAAACAAUCCAAAAAGUGGAAAAUUCAGUUAACACAUGGCAACUCCUUGAUACUUUAAGUGUCACUUUUCGCAAUUUCGUACAAUUCGUACUUUAGAAAAUAAAUAAACAAAACCAACAAUGUAAUGUUAUUAUUGUAAGAAAACAAUGAAUUAUAAUAAUAUGGAUGACUGCCCGGAGUUAGUGAUAAAGAAACUAUGUUGUACGUGUUUAUGUAGAGAUAGGAAACUAUUUCAAUUGUGCAGGAUAAACGAUGGGAUCAACAAUUUAUAUUCUUUGCUGUCCUACGACUCUGAGGCUUACAGGGAAGGGUUUUUCAAAGAUACAGCAAGUUUGUACAUCUGCUGGGAGUGCAGAGCUAUCAUGUCCAAGAUAGGGAGGUUCAGACAGCAGGCCUGCGUCGCACAGCGGCAGCUCACCAUGAUAGCUGAUGGACGGACUGAUAUAAAAACCCGCUGCCUAUCUCACCUAACCUACCACAGACCUAACCAAAUUAUAACCAUAGAUUCAAACACAACCAUAGACAACCAAAACUUUAUAGACUGCGGCAAAAGCAUAAAGUCGGAGAGUGAAGAAGACAUUCCUCUAUCAGAACUAACGCAAGCAAACAGCAUAGAAAUAGAAAGAAGAAGAUUUUCAAGAGAAGAAAAAAUAGAGCUAGCGGAAGAAGUAGCAGAGAACAGAAUAGAAGCAGAAAAAAGAAUCUUAAAAGACGAAAAGUUGGAGGAAGAUUGUUUUUCAACUGUGUUAAUAGAUGAAAGUGAGAUGGAAGAUGUUAGAGGGAGAAGGAGAAUGGAGAAAGAGUUCUUUUUGGCGGAAUUUAAGUGCGAAAGUUGUGUAAUAAUAUUCUUAAGUGAAGACGAGUUGUUCAAACAUUGUGAAGUACAUUUAGAGAAACCAAAUUAUACGAAAUGCGAUAUAUGUCUCUCAUAUAUAAGUGAUUCUCAAUAUGAAGUACAUAGGGAAUCUCACUUGAAGAAAUAUAUUUGUAAAUAUUGUUUAUAUGAGGCAUAUGAAAUUAAAGAUAUGAUGAUACAUUUAAGUAAAGGACAUGCUGUGAAGAAUCCGAAUGGUAAACGAAAAAAGGGUAGGCGGAAAGCAGAAAGAAUAUUAAAAUCAGAGAUCAAAAAUGGAACUACCAACCUGACAGAGAAACGGACAUCAUUCGGAUACGGAUGCACGGAAUGUGAUAAAUGUUUUGAAAAUAAGAAUCAAAGAUGGAAGCACAUACAGAUUCACCACAGAGAAGGUUACAAGUGUCCCACCUGUGGAAAGAGAUUCGCGUUCAAAAAUCAUCUCUCGAGGCAUGAACAACUCCACCAAGGCCCAUUUCCUCGUGAGGAGUGCCCCGUCUGUCACAAGAUGAUAAGAGUCGAUCUAUUAAAGAUCCACUCUCGUAUACAUUCGGACAGACAGACAUUUUCAUGUAUUGAGUGUGAUAAAUGUUUCGUAAGCCGAGCGUCCUACGAACAUCAUCUGAAGUACACACAGGCACACGCGCAGAGUGAUUUGCUCAAAUACAAAUGCACAAUGUGCGAUAAAGGAUAUCGGUCUAGAGGUGAGCUGAGAGACCACACGAACUAUCAACAUAUGGGGAAGACUCAACACAAGUGUCCUGUCUGUGGGAAGGCCCUGGCUACUCGUCGCUGUAUCACUCGUCACGUGAGGCGCGCUCACGACGGCGUCAAGGAAAGCGCUCGGGAUAAGAUCUGUCAACAGUGUGGAAAGGCAUUCAGGGAUAAGAAGAGUCUUCGAGAACACGAGUUGAUACACACGGGCGAGCGACCGCUGUCGUGUGAGGUCUGCGGGUGUACGUUCAGGCAGCGAGCCUCACUGUACACCCACAGGAAACGGGUGCACAAGAUAUACCCAGACACCAAGCGAGUCACUCUGUUGACAGAUACUUGAAUAUGUGCCUUUUGAGACUGAAUUGACUUUUGUGACUUAGACAAAUCUAUACUAAUAUAUAAAGCUGAAGAGUUUGUUUGAUUGUUUGUUUGAA